CUUUUCCAUGUUUUCUAUCUAUCUUUCUUGUUGAUCACUCUCGGGAGUUGUCCUCAGGUGUGGAUUUUGCGUCACCCGUUCUCCUUUUGACGAUAAAUACAGAACGUCUCGGUUAUGCUUCUAAAAACACUGAACCUGAUGGUUUGAUUCCCCAUCUUGUCAGAGUACGAAUUACACCUUGAUCCUGAAUUGAUCGUCCAACCAGAGCAGGGAACUGGGUGCAACGGAAACAGCGCAGCAUCUCGUUAUUUCCGACCCGAGUGUCUUGGCGCCCAUCACGACAGAAUCAACAAAAAAAAGCCCCGAGACGUCAUUCCACGGGACCUGUAGAGGACAGCGCAGGGCUAAUCUCCGCCCGCUGGACAGACUGCAGCUAUCCAUCGGGGAUAGUCAGGUCCAGCAUCUCAGGGUCUGGGGGCCGGUACUUAUUUUUUUGGGCGGUCCAUCUGGAUGUCGACAUCGUUUCAACCGGACAAAUCUACCAUUUUUUAUUUGCAUCAUUUAAUCAGGCCCUUGGUGAGCAAUGACAGCCCCGGAAGACGCGCCAGCGCAGAUCGAUGCGCAAAUCAGGGUCAGAAGUCCCGCGGUGCGCGAGGCAUCAUCUAGUGAGACUGGCUCCGUGUCAGAUACGGUCAAGGCAAUGGACCCUUGCCAUGCACCGGAUGCAUCCAUAAAAAGAACAACCAGUUCGGCCUCGCAGCACCCCAUCCCUGCAGCGGAGCCACCAAGAGCCGUCGUUGGCGAGGCCGUCGGUGCUGACGCAACAGACGAAGAGGCGGCCGUGACACCACCCAAAGACCAUGAGAAAUCCACGCCUCCAGAGGCCGGCCGCACCAAGCUGGAGACCACAGUCAUCGUGGUCUCGCUGGCCACGGCGCUGUUCCUGGCGGCGCUGGACAUUUCCAUCGUGACGGUUGCGGUGCCGGCCAUCGCGUCGGACUUUCGCUCCACCGUCGGCUACACGUGGAUCGGGUCCGCGUACCUCCUCGCAAACGCCGCCAUGGCCCCGAUAUGGGGCAAGAUCUCGGACAUCUGGGGCCGCAAGCAGAUCCUCCUGCUGGCCGCCUGCGUGUUUUGGGUCGGCAGCCUCCUGUGCGCCCUCAGCGUCAGCAUGGCGAUGCUCAUCGCCAGCCGCGCGGUCCAGGGCAUGGGCGGCGGUGGCAUCAUCAUCAUGGUCAACGUCUGCAUCAGCGACCUUUUCAGCAUCCGCAAGCGCGGCGUCUACUUUGGCGUCAUGGGUCUCGUCUGGGCGGUGGCCGGCGCCGUGGGUCCCGUGGUCGGGGGUCUCUUCACGACAAAGGUCUCGUGGCGCUGGUGCUUCUACAUCAACCUCCCCAUAGCGGGGGUCGGCAUCAUCAUCCUCUUCUUCGUCCUCAAGCUGCACAACCCGCGCACCCCGAUGCGACAGGGCCUCGCCGCCGUGGACUGGCUCGGCUCCUUGACCAUCAUCGCCGGCACCGUCAUGGUGCUCAUGGGCCUGACCCUUGGGGGCGUCACCGCGCCCUGGGCCUCACCCACGGUCUUGUGUCUGCUGAUCAUCGGCGCCGCCAUGGUGGCCGUCUUCGUCUUGGUCGAGCUCCGCGUCGCGCCGUAUCCCGUCGUGCCCAUGCACCUCUUCAAGGUCCGCUCCAACGUCGCCUCGCUGUCCGUCGCCUUUGCGCACGGCUUCACCACCAUGUCGGGCUUCUACUACCUCCCCUUGUACUUCCAAGCCGUGCUGGGGGCCGACGCGCUCAUGUCGGGCGUCUACAUCCUGCCGUACGCGGUCGUCCUGUCCCUCGUGUCCGUCGCCGCCGGCUGGUACAUCAAAAAGACGGGCAAGUACCUGCCGCCCAUCAUCUUUGGCUUCGUGUUCCUGACCCUGGGCAUGGGCCUCCUCACCGACCUGGGCGGCCCGUCCCCGAGCGGUCCCAACUGGGCCAAGCUGAUGAUCUACACCAUCAUCACCGGCAUCGGCGUCGGGCCCAACUUUCAGUCCCCGCUCAUCGCGCUGCAGACCACGGUGGCCCAGCGCGACAUGGCCAGCGCCACCGCCACGUACCAGUUUGUGCGCCAGAUGAGCACCUCCAUCUCCGUCGUGGUCGGCGGCGUCAUUUUCCAAAACUCCAUGGACGGCCAGCACGCGCGUCUGCUCGAGCGCCUCGGACCCGACAUCGCGGCGCUUCUCACGGGCCAGGACGCCGCCGCGAGCGUCGAGGCCGUGGCUGCCAUCCCCGGCGAGGAGGGCCUGAUCGCGCGGGAUGCGUUUUGGAUCAGCCUCAGGACCAUGUACAUCGUGUACACGGUUGCCGCGGGGGUUGGCUUGGUCUUGUGCUUCUUCAUCGGCACCAGGAAGCUGAGCACCGAGCACGAGGAGCACAAGACUGGGCUGAAGACGCUGGCCAGGGUCAGGUCCAAGGUGACGGGUGAGAAGCAGGAGGCUGAUUGAGGGCAUGAUGCAGGGCGUGAGACGGCGAAACAGUAGCCGUAUACAUGGAGACUUGUGAAGAAGUAAACAUUUAUAUAAUUGCCUUUGUAUUAUAAUAGACUGGCCUGGCAAGCAACUGCUUCGUGUUAUAAAGUAGAUUGGCCAGCUUGACCACAGGUUCUCACUAUAUGCCAGAUGAUCCACGUUGACUUGUCUACUCUCGCUUAUUUGGCUUGCCACUCAACAAG
Pyricularia oryzae 70-15 is the source of this 2655-nucleotide messenger RNA. RefSeq lists its product as uncharacterized. Gene Ontology annotation, molecular function: transmembrane transporter activity. The record is from RefSeq and is a predicted model, not a curated record. Lineage: Eukaryota; Fungi; Ascomycota; Sordariomycetes; Magnaporthales; Pyriculariaceae. Bases 524 to 2428 code for a protein of 634 amino acids. The transcript has a single exon. Gene Ontology annotation, biological process: transmembrane transport.